AAAAAUGGCCGCCACAAGGUCUCUGGAAGGGAGCCUCUCUGGGCUCCGCCUUUGAUCUCGUUGGUUGGGCGGGGGGGGGGGGCGGGAAUGAGAGCUUCAGCGCGCGGGACAAAUCGCCGGCGGUGCCCUACGGAGCAGGCGAGCAGCAUACAUGGAACUGGAGCGGACUGUCAGCGUGGCUCUCCUUGCCUUUGUGCAGGCACAUCUCCCAGAGGCCGACGUUAGUGGCCUGGAUGAGGUCAUCUUCUCCUAUGUGCUUGGGGUCCUGGAGGACCUGGGCCCCUCUGGCCCCUCUGAGGAGAACUUUGACAUGGAGGCGUUCACUGAGAUGAUGGAGGCAUAUGUGCCUGGCUUUGCCCACAUCCCCAGGGGCACAGUGGGGGACAUGAUGCAGAAGCUCUCAGGGCAGCUGAGUGACGCCAGGAACAAAGAAAACUUGCAGCCACAAAGCUCUUGUGUCCAAGGUCAAGUACCCAUCUGUCCAGAUCCCCUGCAUCAGCCUGAAAAGCUCAAAGAGGCCAGUUCUCCUGCUGUAGCUGGGGAGGCCCAAGACGAGGCAGCUGCCACUGAGGAGUUGCUGCCAGGGGUGGAUGUUCUCCUUGAGGUGUUCCCCACCUGCUCAGUGGAGCAAGCCCAGUGGGUGCUGGCCAAAGCUCGGGGAGACUUGGAAGCAGCAGUGCAGAUGCUGGUAGAGGGGAAGGAGGAGGGGCCUCUGGCCUGGGAAGGCCCCAGUCAGGACAUGCCCAGACGCCUUAGAGGUCCCAAAAAGGAUGAGUUGAAGUCCUUCAUCCUGCAAAAGUACAUGAUGGUGGACAGUGCAGAGGACCAGAAGAUUCACCGGCCCAUGGCUCCCAGGGAGGCCCCCAAGAAGCUGAUCCGCUACAUCGACAACCAGGUAGUGAGCACCAAAGGGGAACGAUUCAAAGAUGUACGGAACCCUGAGGCUGAGGAGAUGAAGGCCACAUACAUCAACCUCAAACCAGCAAGAAAAUAUCGCUUCCACUGAUGUGUUCCCUGGACUCUGCCCAGGCCAGCUAGGCUCAGGCCCCCGAGGGGUGUGGGAGACCUACACCAGCUCCAGGGGUCUCCUUUCUCCCUGUCUCCUUUCUUCCUGGUCCAGUUCUCUACUUCCUUGCUCCGGGGUGUUAACCUACUCUUGGAGCUGUUCCCCAGGCACAAUAAAGGUGGCCAAGAAAGGUG
Cavia porcellus (domestic guinea pig) is the source of this 1200-nucleotide messenger RNA. RefSeq names its product CUE domain containing 2 (gene Cuedc2). Bases 152 to 1006 code for a protein of 284 amino acids. Gene Ontology annotation, molecular function: ubiquitin binding. Lineage: Eukaryota; Metazoa; Chordata; Mammalia; Rodentia; Caviidae. The transcript has 9 exons. The record is from RefSeq and is a predicted model, not a curated record.